Messenger RNA from Sardina pilchardus (European sardine), 1933 nucleotides. RefSeq names its product VAMP (vesicle-associated membrane protein)-associated protein A (gene vapa). Gene Ontology annotation, molecular function: FFAT motif binding. Bases 105 to 842 code for a protein of 245 amino acids. Gene Ontology annotation, biological process: neuron projection development. The transcript has 6 exons. The record is from RefSeq and is a predicted model, not a curated record. Gene Ontology annotation, cellular component: plasma membrane; endoplasmic reticulum membrane. NCBI's taxonomy places the organism in Eukaryota, Metazoa, Chordata, Actinopteri, Clupeiformes, Clupeidae.
AACUGUACUCGUGUGCUCGUCCCCUGGCCUGGUGAAAGUCGGUGCGCUUUUGGCGAAUACGUUUACUCGGCUCGGCAAUCUGUAGCUAAUACUUGACAGCAGACAUGUCCAAAUCGGAGCAGAUCUUAAUUCUUGAUCCAUCGACUGAUCUCAAAUUUAAAGGUCCCUUCACAGAUGUCGUGACCACAAACCUCGUGCUGAGGAACCCCUCAGACAGAAAAGUAUGCUUCAAAGUGAAGACCACUGCACCGCGGCGGUACUGUGUACGGCCAAACAGCGGUAUCAUUGACCCAGGGGCCGCCGUCACGGUCUCAGUAAUGCUGCAGCCGUUUGACUAUGAUCCAAAUGAAAAAAGUAAACACAAAUUUAUGGUGCAGACCAUUUUCGCACCCCCCAAUGUCCCAGACCUUGAAGGAAUGUGGAAAGAGGCGAAACCAGACGACUUGAUGGACUCCAAGCUGCGAUGCGUGUUUGAGAUGCCUUCUGAAAACGAUAAAGUGAAUGACGUCGACGUAACCAAAUCCGCACCCGCCCUCCACGUGUCCAAACCGGACGGCACGUCGGCCCCCAAGCCCUCCAGCACGUCUCUGGACGACACGGAGAGGAAGAAACUCCAAGAGGAAUGCAAGAGGCUGCAGUCUGAGGUGGCGAGAGUGGCAGAGGAGAACAGGCAACUCAAGGAUGAGGGCUUGAGACAGCGCAAGGCCCUGCGACCUGACAACAUGGUAUCAAAUUCAGGAGCCAUGAUGAGUAAGCAACAGAGCUCCAGUUCCCUGCCCUCACUACUCGUCGUCAUCGCUGCCAUCUUCAUCGGAUUCUUCCUGGGGAAGUUCAUCUUGUAGAUUAUGAGAAAGGCGAACUACAACCGUCUGUCCACGACCUGCUCCCCCCCCUCUCCUCCCCCAACCCCAACCCCCCCUCCCCCCAAACCCCUUUCCCCAGUGUUUUCCUAACCUGGAGGGGGUAACGACAACAACGACGACAACAACAACAAAAAACAACAAGAAAAUGCCGCCACGUGUGUUCUCAUUCAACCCAAAGUCAUCAGUGGUUAACAUGGUCCGUUGUGGUCCGCACGUACCUGUGUACAAAAUCAUCAAACGUGGCCUGCCACCUCCUCCACGACACGCGGUUAUUAAACAGAGAAGUGCAUAUACACACACACACGCGCACACACACACACACACACAGACAAGUACAUGUGUUCUCACAGAUGAGCUGAAUGAAGGUUAUCCUAUUGUUAUUGUUUUUGUUUUUGUUCUCAUUUACAGUUUGUUUUGUGGUGAGGGAUUGGGUUUUCAAGGGCUGGUUGGAAUGAGCGGGAAAGGGAAAAAAAUCUUCCAUCUGUCACAGCAGCAGUAGCACGAUAAGGGCGAGGUACUGUGUAGAGACCUUGGUGGGGAAAUUUCACAAAACAAUAAAUAAUAAAUUUGAAUUGUUCUCUCUCUCUCUCUCUCCAUCUCUCUCUCUUUCUCUCUCUCUCUCUCUGUCUCUGUCUCUCUGUGGUUUUAAUGAGAGUGGCACAGAAUGUUUUAAGUGUCUUGUACAUGUUAUUUUAAUCUGUUGAAGAAAUAAUAAACCAAUACUCUAAAGAAAUAAAUGUAAAAGACUUUGCUUCGUGUUGCUCUGUGGGGUUCGACAUCAAAAUACUCCAGUAAGUUCUGAAAAUGUUUAUUUUUCUCAAUGAAUGUGAAGACUCCACCUGGAAAAUAGGUGCUUUCUUCCCUGUACAUGUUAUUUUUUUCUGAUACCACAUAGACACAAAAACAUGGCUUCCAAAUAUUAUUUGUUCUCAUUUCGAUUUAUCCUUCCAUAAAUUGAAUAUCCUGACUUGUGUGAGGCAAAUGUUGACUGAAGAACUCCAUGCUUUACAAUCCUGUCCCAUGAUAUUUAACAUGAAAUAAGAUUAAAUAAAAUAUCUAACAUUCUUUAA